AGAGAAUGGACAACCAAAAUCAGCAGCUAAAAUCCGGAAACAACAGUUUAACGUGGAGGAAAUAGACGAAGAUUUACGGAAAAGAGUAAUUGCGACACUUUACGCGAACACAGUCAAAACUACUCCAAAUGAAGACGAAACAACAUGUUUUGCGCGUGCAAAAACUCUUGAAGAUACUAUAUAUAAGAUUACUUAG
Molecule: messenger RNA, 196 nt
Organism: Ambispora leptoticha
Lineage: Eukaryota; Fungi; Glomeromycota; Glomeromycetes; Archaeosporales; Ambisporaceae
Source: the annotation of a GenBank genome assembly